Molecule: messenger RNA, 673 nt
Organism: Emericellopsis atlantica
Lineage: Eukaryota; Fungi; Ascomycota; Sordariomycetes; Hypocreales; Bionectriaceae
Exons: 3
Coding region: 59-433 (124 amino acids)
Source: RefSeq, a predicted model, not a curated record
UCGAUGGCGGCUGGCCAGACUGGACCCAACAGAGUCCAGACUUCAUGAAGCAUCAGCAAUGGAGGCCUCUGAUAGGCUAGCGAGCAUCGCGGUCUCGAAGCGAUGCGCAAACGUCCAUGGUCAGACGCUCUGUGUGCGCACCCUGACUUGCAACUGUCACAGCGUUGUCCUCCUCCAUCAUCAUCACGCCAAACUCGAAUCUUGCAAUCCCCGCGCUUAUCUCGAUCCCUCUACCGCUCCAAUCGCAACGAUGGCUCGCGGCAACCAACGCGACAAGGCCCGCGAGGCGAACCUCAAGAAACAAGCCGCGCAGAAGAAAGGAAACAGUAUGAGCGGUACGGAAAUGCAGCGGAGCAAGGAGACUGCCGCGGAGAUCAUGAGGCAAAAGCAAGCUGCUGCCGAGGCCAAAAAGGCUGCCGCCGAAAAGAAAUGAGACGCCCCCUGUAUGCAAGAUUCGGAUAGGGGCCUGCGACCGACCGAGAUGGCACAAGCGAAUGAGGACACAACAUAGCAUAGGCGCCUUUAUUUCGGGGGGAACAGUAUCGUUUUUAGGAUCAGUAUGGGCGAAUGGAGAAUAAUGGACGAUACAGGUUGGAUUUCAAGAAGCUUCGUCUUUGACUCUCGAGCACUCCUCAUGCUCACUCUGUGAUUGCAUCGACCAGAAACAGCGGCA